AUGGCGUCCUUUGCGGCAAAGCUUGUGGCCAAGAAGAUCUUCCAGGAGACCUCUGCCAACAAGCAAGGCAGAGAGGAUCCUUACUUUGAGAGCAUUCCGGCCACUCGAUUGGGAGGCAUGUACAAGACCAACAAAAAGAGAAAGAGAGCGCUCCCACCAGGCCUCACUCCCGAGGAGGAAAAGGUUCUCACAAAGGCAAAGCGACGUGCAUAUCGCAUCGACUUGUCCCUUGGUAGUUUCCUCGGAACGCGCUUCGGGUGGGGCGCAGUCAUCGGCUUAAUUCCAGCCAUCGGAGACUUCUUUGAUUUGCUGCUGGCCUUCAUGGUCUAUCGUACCUGCAAUUCAAUCGAGCCCGAAUUGUCCUCUGGUAUCAAGAUGAAGAUGAAGUUCAACAUGGCCGUCGACUUUGCUAUAGGUCUGAUACCAUUUGUUGGUGACAUUGCCGAUGCUGCAUACAAGUGCAACACCAAAAAUGUCAUUCUUCUGGAGGAGGAACUGCGCGAACGUGGCAGAAAGCGACUGAAGGGAACCCCGCAAGCCAAUCUCGCCGAUCCCAGUCUUCCCGACGAGUUCGACUAUCAAAAUGAGGAAAGAUUGGUCCAGCAGAAUGGUCCACCUCCUCAGUACGCUUCUCGACAUGAAUCUAGACGAUCACGCCGUGACCGAGGUCACCGAGACGACAGAGAUUAUGACGUCGAAGCUGCCGGAGCGGUUGCACCCCCAAGGCCAGCCAGAACUCGCUAA
Messenger RNA from Exophiala bonariae, 744 nucleotides. RefSeq lists its product as uncharacterized. The transcript has 2 exons. Lineage: Eukaryota; Fungi; Ascomycota; Eurotiomycetes; Chaetothyriales; Herpotrichiellaceae. The coding region runs from base 1 to 744 and encodes 247 amino acids. The record is from RefSeq and is a predicted model, not a curated record.